GUACAUAGUUUUGUAGCGUAAGGUUUCAGUUUAUCCACGUGAGGGAGAAGAUAGUAUCUAAAUCAUUAACACAUCAACGUGAUUUUAAACUUUCUACGUUUAUAACUUAGGAGCCAGCAGUCUGACUCACCAUCUCAGGUCGCUUCGUCAACAUGGCUGGAAAGAUAUGCAAGGAUGAACUAGAAGAACUGAGAGAGGCCUUUGGGAAAGUUGACCUCGACAGUAAUGGCUUCAUCUGCGACUUUGAGCUCCAUGAGCUGUUCAAAGAGGCCAACCUCCCUCUGCCUGGCUACAAGGUGCGGGAGAUCAUCCACAAGCUGAUGCGUGAAGGAGAUCGCAACAAAGACAACAAGAUCAGCUUCGAAGAGUUUGUGUCCAUAUUCCAGGAACUGAAGAGCAGUGAUAUCGCUAAAAGCUUCCGGAAGGCCAUCAACAGGAAGGAAGGGAUCCUGGCCAUCGGAGGCACGUCUGAGCUGUCGAGCGAAGGAACGCAGCACUCCUUCUCUGAGGAGGAGCGCUAUGCCUUCGUCAACUGGAUCAACACAGCGCUGGAGAAGGAUCCGGACUGCGGGCACGCGCUGCCCAUGGAUCCAGACACUGACUCCCUGUUCAAAGCCAUGGGCGACGGCGUGGUGCUCUGUAAAAUGAUCAACCUGUCGGUGCCAGACACCAUUGAUGAGAGGACCAUAAACAAAAAGAAGCUGACCCCAUUCACGAUCCAGGAGAACCUGAACUUGGCCCUGAACUCGGCCUCAGCCAUCGGCUGCCACGUGGUGAACAUCGGGGCGCUGGACCUGCGGGAGGGGAAGCCCCACCUGGUGCUGGGCCUGCUGUGGCAGAUCAUCAAGAUCGGCCUGUUCGCAGACAUCGAGCUGAGCAGGAACGAAGCGCUGGCGGCCCUGCUGAGGGACGGGGAGACCCUGGAGGACCUGAUGAAGCUGUCCCCUGAGGAGCUGCUCCUACGCUGGGCCAACUACCACCUGGAGAACGCCGGCUGGCAGAAAAUUAACAACUUCAGCUCAGACAUCAAGGACUCCAAGGCCUACUUCCACCUUCUGAACCAGAUCUCCCCGAAAGGCACAGAGGAAGACCAGCCUCGCAUCGACAUCAACAUGGCCGGCUUCAGCGAGAAGGACGAUCUGAAGCGGGCGGAGAGCAUGCUGCAGCAGGCCGACAGGCUGGGCUGCAGACAGUUUGUCACUCCCACCGACGUCAUCAGCGGCAACCCUAAACUCAACCUGGCGUUUGUGGCUAACCUGUUCAACAAGUACCCCUCCCUGACCAAGCCAGAGGGCGAGGAUAUCGACUGGGGGCUGCUUGAAGGUGAGACGAGAGAGGAGAGAACCUUCCGGAACUGGAUGAAUUCUCUGGGUGUGAACCCGCACGUCAAUCACUUGUAUGGGGACCUGCAAGACGCUCUAGUUAUCCUGCAGCUGUAUGAGAAGAUUAAAGUUCCUGUGGACUGGAACAACAAAGUGAAUAAACCACCGUACCCCAAGAUAGGGACCAACAUGAAGAAGCUGGAGAACUGUAACUACGCAGUGGAGUUGGGCAAGACAACCGCCAAGUUUUCCCUGGUUGGCAUCGGAGGGCAGGACCUGAACGAUGGCAACGCUACCCUGACGCUGGCCCUGGUCUGGCAGCUGAUGAGGAAAUACACGUUGAAUGUACUGGAGGACUUGGGAGACGGACAGAAGGCCAACGAUGACAUCAUCGUUCGAUGGGUCAACAGCACCUUGUCAGAGGCCGGGAAAGCAACCAAGAUCUCAAGCUUCAAGGACAAGGAGAUCAGCACCAGUCUGCCGGUGGUGGACCUGAUCGACGCCAUCCAGCCAGGCAGCAUCAGCUAUGACCUGGUGAAGACUGGAAGCCUGUCUGCAGACGACAAGCUGGAGAACGCCAAAUACGCGGUCUCCAUGGCGAGGAAGAUCGGCGCCCGGGUCUACGCCCUCCCGGACGACCUGGUGGAGGUCAAACCUAAGAUGGUGAUGACCGUGUUCGCCUGCCUGAUGGGCCGAGGGAUGAAGCGAGCCUAGGACACCCCCCCACCCCCCCACCAUGCCCAUUUACCCCGCCCUGCCCACCUAACCCCCCCCC
Messenger RNA from Hypomesus transpacificus, 2097 nucleotides. RefSeq names its product plastin 3 (T isoform) (gene pls3). The transcript has 16 exons. Gene Ontology annotation, molecular function: actin filament binding; calcium ion binding. Lineage: Eukaryota; Metazoa; Chordata; Actinopteri; Osmeriformes; Osmeridae. The record is from RefSeq and is a predicted model, not a curated record. The coding region runs from base 153 to 2036 and encodes 627 amino acids. Gene Ontology annotation, biological process: actin filament network formation; actin filament bundle assembly. Gene Ontology annotation, cellular component: cytoplasm; actin filament bundle; actin filament.